Messenger RNA from Osmia lignaria (orchard mason bee), 4877 nucleotides. Its product is annotated as elongation of very long chain fatty acids protein baldspot. Lineage: Eukaryota; Metazoa; Arthropoda; Insecta; Hymenoptera; Megachilidae. The record is from RefSeq and is a predicted model, not a curated record. Gene Ontology annotation, biological process: very long-chain fatty acid biosynthetic process; fatty acid elongation, polyunsaturated fatty acid; fatty acid elongation, saturated fatty acid. Gene Ontology annotation, molecular function: fatty acid elongase activity. Gene Ontology annotation, cellular component: endoplasmic reticulum membrane.
UAAGUGUUAAGAGUGAAAAAGAGAAAGGAGGUACAAAUUUAAUCUAUCACAGUCUUUCUUUCUUUUCGUUUACUUAACUAAACGAAAAUUACUUAACAUACGCUUGCUUUUUAUUUUUCUUUACGAUCGUUGGUAAACUUUGAUUGGUAAACUUAGGCUUAUCUCGGUUAAGGAGAAAUGUGUAGAAUCUUGCACGGAACCGUUACUUGAUUUGACCACGUUUCUAAUUCAUCUAUCGUAGGUAGUUUAGAGUUAAAGCAUGUCAUUUCAUAAAAUUGAACAGAGUCUUAGCGUAUGAUGCAACGAAACAAUUGUUUCAAUUUUUUUUUUCUCUCUCUCUCUCUCUCUCUCACUCGAAUUUACAUAGGUAAAUGAUAUGUCGUAAAUGCCGUAAAAAAAAAAAAAAUUAUAUGUAUACAUGAUACGUUUUUACGUAAUCGUAAUAACAGAAGAAUUGUGUAAACGAAAAAUAAUAAUAUGUAACAUCGUUGUUGGCAUCACAAAGUAUUACGUGAUAUUGAAUACGAAAUUCUCUACGUUUGAUAUUAUUCGUAAUGAAUAAUGAAAAAUGCGCAAAUAAAUUCAAUGAAAUCUUUAAUGUUAAUUAUCGAAAAAUUUACAGCUAUUUACAUACAUCAGCAUCUACCUACUUAAAUACUUACAUACAUAUUGCAUGUAAAUUAACAAUAGACUGGAGUAAGGAAUUGGUGCCUUGCAAUUUUUCCGGAGAAAGUAGAAGAAAAAUACUUCAAGAUGAAUAAAGUGGAUUACAUGGAGGUGACUUUACCAAAUUAUUCGUACGUCUUCAAUUUCGAAGAGACUUUCAGUCCGGCGGAAACUCAACAAUGGAUGAUCAAGAAUUGGACAAAUGGUUUUUACUAUUGUGGCAUUUACAUGAUCUUGAUUUUUGGAGGACAACAUUAUAUGUCGAAUAGGCCAAAGUUUGAGCUAAGAGGCUUACUUACUGUAUGGAAUACAAUGCUCGCGAUCUUCUCCAUUAUUGGAUUUACUAGAACAGCACCAGAGUUGAUUUAUGUGCUAAGGAAUUAUGGUUUUCAUUAUAGUAUUUGUGUACCUAGCUUCAUUGAAAGAAAUUGUGUAUCAGGCUUUUGGACAUGGAUGUUUGUCCUAUCAAAGCUUCCAGAACUAGGCGACACGAUCUUUAUUGUGCUACGAAAACAGCGUUUGAUCUUUUUACAUUGGUAUCAUCAUAUAACUGUUCUUCUAUACGCAUGGUUCUCUUAUACAGAAUAUGCAGCAACUGCUAGGUGGUAUAUUGUUAUGAACUAUUUUGUUCACUCCAUUAUGUAUUCGUAUUAUGCUCUGAAAGCGAUGCGCUACAGACCACCACAGUGGAUUGCCAUGCUGAUCACUUCGCUGCAGAUAUUGCAAAUGGUAAUGGGUGUCAUUGUAAAUAUUAGAGCUUUUCAAUAUCUGGAAAGCGGUAAGAUCGACUGUCACAUUUCACGUGUCAAUGUGACGCUUGGUCUCCUUAUAUACUUUAGUUAUUUUAUUCUCUUUGCUAAAUUCUUCCGAAGCUCUUAUCUAAAUGCUAGCCGUGGUACCAAAGUCGCGAAAAAGAGUUACGUUAACGGAACAGAAGAAUACGAAAAGCUCAAGGCUAAUUAAAGCACACCGCAUAUUUUUUUUUCUUCUUUUCUUUUUCUUCUUCUUCUUCUUUCUUCGUUUCUUUUUCGGAAACUUUUUUCGAAAGACGCUUUCCAAAAGCAUAUUUCUUCCAUUUAUGCUCCCUGAGAAUUUAUGCUUUUGCAAAAAAGUCUUUCUUAACGACACAAAGUCGUAUACAACAAAUUGUGGUAGGGUGAAAGUGAUGGUAAUGCGUUAUUCGAACAUAUAGCACACUGAAUUUUAUAAUAUUAAAUGUUGCACACUGAAUUUAGUAAUAAAUUUUAUGAUAAUUUAUUUAACAUAUUUCAUGUUAAAUAUCUUAUCGACGAAUAAAGAGCUUCUUAGAGGUACCUAUUAAAAAUAUUUUGUUCCUCUAAAUUUCUUUUUUUUAAAUAUUUUUUUCUUGUAAUACCUCUUCGUCGAGUUGGAUAUAUUGUAAAAGCUUAGGUAGAACGAGGAGGAAGAUAUAAAGAAUAUAUUUGUUAAACGUAAUAUACAUAUUUCACACGAAAAGAAAAUCUUUCAUAUAUUUAUUGUUAUUACAUAUAGUAAAUGUGUUCAAGUAUCGCUUUAAUCGAUAACACAGAAAAUUCUCCUGAAAUCUCGUUCUACCAGAAAAAUGUAUAAAAUAUCAUUAACCCUUUGACUGCUGGGGAUUCUAGGCUUGAACGCUCUGUGUGUGCGCUGAAUAAGAAUCAAGAUAGUAACACUCGUUACUUUUCUUUUUAUUCCAUUUCAUUUCUCAGUUUAUUUUUUCAUUUGUUUUUCUUUUCCAGUGUUUUGUUAUAUCAUUAUAAUGUGAUAACAUAUGGUGUGUAAUUAGUAAUAUGCGUUGAUAAUUUUUAUUUAAUUAUAAUUAGUAUAUACAAGAAAUCAUCUAUGGACGCAUAGCAGUCAAAGGGUUAAUGACACGUUUCAUUAAGCGUACGUACCUCGAAAACGAGCUAGAAAAUAUUCUUUGUAGAAAAUAGUAAAACAAUGAUAAUAAUCAGGGAUCGAUAUCACAUAAAUAUCUUGCAUUGUUUCGUUUCAUCAUCCGUGAUCGUUAGACGGAAAAAGGCAAGGAAACCGAAGAGAAAAAGACCAUUUAUAUUUACUAUUUUCUAUUACGAUUAUUUUAUGCUGCUAGGAUUAACAAAAUGGGCUGCUUAUUCGUAUCUGCAAACCUACAGGUUGCAGCCAACCUUGCAGAGACGUUUAUUUUCCUUUCUAAACAAGGUUUUGUAUAAAUUAUGUUAUUUAGAUUUAUUCGUAUACUUAAAUCAUUGAAAUUCAUACGAUAAUAGAACCUCAUAUUAUAAGAAAUACAUUAAGUUCAGUUUCUGUUGCAUAUACAUAUACAUGUAUACAUAUAAAUACACGUACAUAUGAAGGUAUAUGUUAAAAAAGUUGUCAUCGUAAGAAGCGAUAAGUUUUAAAACUCACAAUUUUUCACCGAGGAUGCAGCGAAUAAUAAUAGCUUCGUAAGAAUAAAAAGAAGAGAAAAAGAGAACGUUUCAAUAAUAAUGGUCCCUUCUUUGUAAUUUUAUAUACAUAUAAUAUCAAUUAAUAGACAUCUUUGUAGGGAUGGUCUCCCUUUGAAACAUAAACUGACCGAUUCUAGUCGCAUGGUCAGGAUGAAAGCAUUUGUUAAGUGAAAUGAGAGUGUAUUAGAAAAAAAAAUAUCUUUAUAUUUAAAAUAAAACAAUUAUCCAUGCCGCUGAUCGACGCGCAGUUUCAUAUCCAAAAUUGAUUAACUAUCUUCUUUUUUUCUAACACUUUGUACAAAACCGUGUUUCUUUUCUCUCUCUCUCUCUCUCUCUCUCUCUCUCUCUCUCUCUUUUUUUUUUUAAUUUUCUUUAAUAAAUUACCAUAUUACUUCUAAUUCGCACAAAUAUUACCAAUAGGAGCAUGAAUACGAUUAAUAUAUGUGUACAUAUAUUAUCGGUAUCAUUUACAAAUUCACCCAUUGACUAUUUCACUUAGAAACUGAUUUUUCGGAUAAUUUUAAUUAUGAUUAAUACAUAGCUCUUUAAUAGGUAGCGAAUUUGUAAAAAACCAAUAGUAAUUAUUACAGGCUGCGCACGAACUUCCUUUUCUUUGUUCAACUCAAAAUAUUCCUGAUAGUUUUUAAAUAAAAUAAAAUAAAAUAAAAUAACAAAAGGAUAUCGCGGUUCAACGAAAGGCACAAUAGUUGAUUAUUUAUCAAUAAAUAUUGCCAAAGUACUACUAUGCUCGAUUCAAAUAAUUUAAAUAUUUAAAUAAUAAUUACACUAACGAUGAUAAUGGUCAAAUAUACGCGUUUCAUUUGGUGGAUAAGAAUUGAAUUGUUCGUAUGAAAUAUUUAUGUACCCCUAAGUUAUCUGUAAGAAAAAAGAAAAAGAGUGUUUACGAGUUUAAUAGGAAAUCCUUUCUAACAAUGCAUCGAUUACCGAUGCAUUGUAAACAUGAGUAUGAAUUAAAAAAUCUUCAGUUGUUUAAUUUAAUAUUAUUAAAUUGAAGGAUUUAUUGCAAAUACUUCAUUUUUUUUUUCUUCUUCUUAAAGAGAGGAUUUUUCUUAAAUCUCGUUUAAGUAACUGCUUUUUUCUGUCAAUGCUACGUAUUUAAUAACUAAGCGAUUAGAGUUAAUUGUGUGCUGCUUUGGAAACUGAUGAACAUGCAACUGAAUUAAUUAAUAGUCUAAUUAUUAUUGAAUUACAAACUACAUGCGUUUUUCCGACUAGAAUAAAAGAAGAAAUUUAUGCUUUUCGUAAUUGAUACAGUAUUUACUCUGUCAUUGGAAAUGUUAAAAUUACUGAGUUAUUUUUCUGCAAGUAAUUGUAUAACAGUUCCAAGUGAAAGAAAUUUUUUUAAAUAUUAACGAGAAAUAGUUUUUUAGGAGACAAACGAGUAAUAAAAGUUAGAGAUUAAAACGUUGUUAAAUAAAGUAGAACAUGGAUUUUCACUUAGAAUCUUCUAAUUCUUAAAUUUUCCACAAGUAUUGCUUGCAGUGUGUUUAAGUAUUCGAUGAAUAUGGAGAAAGCUCCGAAGAAAAAAAAAAAGAAAACAAUGUAAAAUAUAUAUAUAUAGAAGAAAAAAAAGAAUUUUGCCUGCUACUAUAAUAUCAUCUGGCUGUUUAAUAAUAAAUUCUAUAUAGCGAACAUUUAUAUUCCGUAAUUAGCAAUAAGUGCAACCGAAUGAAAGAAAACAUCAUUAUCAAGAUAAAUGAAGGAAACGAUUUUUAGUUUGAUUCUUCUUUUAUCCAAAUAAGCAAAAUGAAUGCAAAAAAA